CAUAAAGUGGGGCACUUGUUUAUUCGUGGCGCCACCAGCAAAACAACACAACACAAUCCCCACAAAAUCAGCAGCAGCAUAAGAGAGCUGUCCGUACUCCAAAGAGACCGUCCAUCCCUCAGCUUCAUCAGAAAGAAAAAGAAAAGAAAUGAAGAUGGGAGCAGGAACAUAGUGCUCCACUACACAGGUGGCGAGGAAUUGGAGCUGAAUGCUCCGUGUCUCUGAGCAAGACACGACACGGGAUCAAGUUCCAAACAACAAACGCCCCAUUUUCUUCUUCCCCUCCUUUUCGGAAGCACAAGAGCUGAGCUCCAAAUUAAGACAGAGACAACAAAGCUUCGUCCUGCGGACUGCGGUCAGUGUGGCCCGAGCUAAAGUACACGAGCCCCUCGACAUUCUUUCUUCUUCUUGCACCUCCCCUGUUUCCAAGUACACGAGCCAUAUGCGCGCGCGCGCGCCCAUGUCCACCUCCCACUCUUCUCUCCCCUUCCUCCUCCUCUUCUUGCACCCCCUCCUCCUGCUUCCACCAUGCUGCACCUGCUGCUCCAGGCACCUUCUUCUCCACGGCGACGCCAACGCCCCCUCCUCGCUCGCGGACACGCUCCAGGCACGCGACGGCAACGUCACCGACGGCCUCAGGCGCUACCUGGCGCGCUUCGGCUACGCGUCCACGCCCGCCGACGCCGACGGGCGGCUCGUGGUGAGCCUCUACCAAUCCACCCUCGGCCUCCCCGUCACGGGCCGCCUCGACGCCCGCACGCUCGACCUCCUCGCCACCCCGCGCUGCGGCGUCCCGGACCUCCAGGCGAACACCACCGCCCGCUUCGCCUUCUUCGCCGGCCAGCCGCGCUGGGCGCGCGCGCCGGGCCACUUCCUGCUCACCUACGCCGUGCUCUCCGACCCUCCCUACCAGCCCCUCCCUGAACAUCUCCCGCGCGGGGCCGUGCGCGCCGCCUUCCGCCGCGCGUUCGCGCGCUGGGCGCGCGUCAUCCCGGUGCGGUUCCGCGAGACGCGCGACUACAACACGGCGGACGUGCGCGUGGGCUUCCUCGCGGGCGACCACGGCGACGGCGAGCCCUUCGACGGCCCGCUCGGCGUGCUCGGCCACGCCUUCUCCCCGCCCAGCGGCCAGCUCCACCUCGAUGCCGCCGAGCGGUGGGCCGUCCUCGGCCACGGCGGCGACGACCCCGGCUCCGGCGCCGUGGACCUGGAGUCGGUGGCCACGCACGAGAUCGGCCACGUGCUGGGGCUGGCGCACUCGUCCGUGCCGGACGCCGUCAUGUACCCGAGCCUGAAGCCGCGCACCCGCAAGGCGGACCUCACCCUGGACGACGUCCGCGGCGUGCAGGCGCUCUACGGCUCCAACCCGCGCUUCAGCCUCAGCUCCCUCUCUGAGCCCGACACGUCCUCAGCCGCCCCGGCGGUGGCCACCACAAUCAGGUCGCCCGGGAAGACGGCGACGCAUGCGGCCCUCCUGCUCUUGCUCGUCACCGUCACUCCUCUGCUCCUCCUCUGCUAGCUUGACUGAUUAAGCUCUACUAUAAGUAGACAGAUAUAUACACUGUACACAUGACACGUCUUAAGAGAAACUGAUCAAAAUUUUAAUUAGUUGGACCUAAGAGAAACAGAUCAAUGUUUUAUCAGGUACUAGGUCGAGUUUCUCGUGAAUUAAUUAUCUUUCUUUGAAUGCAAGUAACAAACAAUUUAUUA
Molecule: messenger RNA, 1710 nt
Organism: Triticum dicoccoides
Lineage: Eukaryota; Viridiplantae; Streptophyta; Magnoliopsida; Poales; Poaceae
Product: metalloendoproteinase 4-MMP-like
Exons: 1
Coding region: 209-1519 (436 amino acids)
Biological process (GO): collagen catabolic process; extracellular matrix organization; proteolysis
Cellular component (GO): extracellular matrix
Molecular function (GO): zinc ion binding; metalloendopeptidase activity
Source: RefSeq, a predicted model, not a curated record